AUGUCGAUGAAUGUCGCGACCAAACUGCCACUGAGGAACAUCAAAGUAUCAGCGAAACCCUCACAAUAUCGGCUGGCAGCAAGUACACAGAGAAGGCAAUCGUUCUUCUCCAAGGCCUUUUGGAGCCGAUAUCAGAGCUCGGCUGAGCAAGCGGAUUGGAGUCCCGCGAUUGGCGGGCCGACUAGAGCAUCCAAGCUUGAGAUCCAGCAACAACAAGACGAGGAGCUGCGCAUAGCAAAAGAGCAGGCAAAGCUGGUGCACGAUGCCUCCAACGUCGGACAGCUGGAUGGACAGCCAUCGAAAACGGUGGUGGUAGACAUUGAUGGCAGCCCAAGGGUCUUCGAUACCGCCUUCCUCCGCGACAGCUGCUCGUGCCCGCAAUGCAUGGAUCCACAUAGCAAGCAGAAACUCUUCCAGACUUCGGACAUCCCGGAAGAUCUAGAGGGCAGCUGCAAGACGGUAGAGGACGCGGAGAAGGGAAUCUCGAUUGAGCUGGAGUGGAAGAGCGAUGUAAAAGGCUUUGGGCCGGACCACCGAACAAGACACUCCAUUGACUGGUUACGGCGAGCAAUGAACACCGAGGUGGAUUGGCGUGGCGGCGUCCGCCAUGACGACAGGGUACUCUGGGACAGGAAGAAGAUUGAACGAGACAACAAAUGGGUUGAGUACGACGAGUACAUGUCCCAAGACGGCGUCCUAUUUGACGCCCUUAGCCACCUCAACCAAUAUGGCCUGCUAUUUGUCAAAAACGUGCCCGACUCUGAGGAAUCCGUCGUCUCCCUCGCAAGCCGCAUCGGCAACCUAAAAGACACCUUCUACGGCCGCACAUGGGACGUCCGCUCCAAGAAACAAGCCGAAAACAUUGCCUACACACCCCAUUUCCUAGGCUUACACAUGGAUCUCCUCUACACUUCCAACCCGCCACACCUCCAAUUCCUACACUCCUUACGCGCCCGCUGUCCAGGCGGCGAAUCCUUCUUCAGCGACUCCUUCCACGCAGCCCACCAACUACACAAAUGGUCCACUUCGCACUUCCGCACCCUCUGUUCUUUUCCAGUCACUUACCAUUACCACCACCCCACACACCAUUACCACUACACUCGUCCCGUUGUGGAACUCUUCCCCUACCCCAAAUACAGCGAACCCACCAACCUAGCCAUCAAACGCGUCAACUGGUCUCCCCCCUUCCAAGGCCCCUUCGAAGCACGCAUCGGCAGCAACAACCAGACGUCGUUACGGUCGUUUAUUGCGGCCUCGCAUGCGUAUGAGAAGCUGCUGAGUAGUGAGGAGAAUUUGUACGAGUAUAGGUUGAAUGAGGGCGAGUGCGUGAUUUUUGAUAAUAGGAGGGUGUUGCAUGCAAGGAAAGCGUUUGACGCGACAAAGGGGGAGAGGUGGCUCAAGGGGGCCUAUGUGGAUGAUGAUGUGUUCUUUAGCAAGUUGAGAGUAUUACAGGAGAGAUUUCAUGGCAAGUGGACUGCUGAGGGUGUAGUGAGAGAUGCUGUGCAGUAG
Messenger RNA from Plenodomus lingam JN3, 1509 nucleotides. RefSeq lists its product as uncharacterized. Gene Ontology annotation, cellular component: mitochondrion. Gene Ontology annotation, molecular function: oxidoreductase activity. The record is from RefSeq and is a predicted model, not a curated record. NCBI's taxonomy places the organism in Eukaryota, Fungi, Ascomycota, Dothideomycetes, Pleosporales, Leptosphaeriaceae. Gene Ontology annotation, biological process: carnitine biosynthetic process.